CCGCCGACCGCGACCGGGGCGCGCGAGGGGACGGUCCCCGCGGCCCCCGGCGGAAGGCAGCGCACGUGGGCGACGCCAGCCCCGCGUUCUUUUGUUGCCAGCCGGCCGCGGGGCUCCCAUCACCGCCUCGCCCAAGCCCCAAGGGUGUGGUGAGGGGAGCUGCUGGGGAGUGGGCCUCGCGAGCCGUCCUCGUCGGCCCCACUCCGGGUCUCCGGCCACCGCAGACCUGGGUGGGACCCAGCCUUUCGCUUCAGCGGCUGCGAAGCUUUGGGGGGGGCAUCCUUGGCGCCCCCUUCCCAGUGCAGCCGGGUGUGGGGGGAGGAGAUCCCUACUUGGAAACGUGGAGGAGAUUGGAAAGCGAUCAGAGCGGGGAGGCAGGCUCAUCCGGGCUUGAACAGUUCUGCAGCUGUUCCUUUACGUGCUUGCAACCCCGGCCCAUUCUCCCCGUUGCGUCGGACCUCCGAGUUGGAUCCAGCGCCUGCCGCGCAGAAUUUGUCCGGGACCCAUUUUGUCCUCCUCGGCCGGAGCUUGGGCCUGCACUUUCAGCGAGCCAGGCCCGGCUGAAGCUCGGAGAAACUCCCCUCGGCCUGGCCGCUCGUCACAAUGCCCAUCCGGGGCUGGAGAGCCGAGAAAGCCUGGAGAUCGCGCAGCCCCGGCGGCCUGCAGAGCGCUGGCCUGCCGCGCCCAGCAGCGCGCCUCCCUCCCCACUGCUGCGCGGCCGCUCUCCUGCCUUUUCUGUUCGGCUACUUUUAAUUUUUACCGUUGCUGAAGGUGGAGGGAAAGGGGAGGACUCUUACUGUUAAGGGACUUUUCAUUUUAAGGCCUGUAACUGAUAAAGGAUGAACGCGAAUUCUCCUUGGGGCUGGGUCUCUUGAUCUGCGUAUCUUUCCCCCUCUAGGUUCUUGGUUUUGCAAGAGGCGGGUUACUGUAGACGUUUUGCCUGCUGCAGGAGAAUAUGCCUCCUGUGACUUUUAAUACACAGAGCCGUGAUGUCCUUCUAGCAGGACCCUGCUCGGGCACAGGGAGCCAGGCACACCAUGGCCGACGCAGACGAGGGCUUUGGCCUGGCACACACUCCCCUGGAACCUGAUUCGAAGGAUCUACCCUGUGACUCCAAGCCCGAGAGCACGCUAGGGGCCCCCAACAAGUCUCCGUCAUCCCCUCAAGCCGCCUUCACCCAGCAGGGCAUGGAAGGGAUCAAGGUGUUUCUCCACGAAAGAGAACUGUGGCUGAAAUUUCACGAAGUCGGCACAGAAAUGAUCAUAACCAAGGCCGGAAGGCGGAUGUUUCCCAGUUACAAAGUGAAGGUGACGGGCCUUAACCCCAAAACGAAAUACAUCCUCCUCAUGGACAUCGUUCCCGCGGAUGACCACAGAUACAAGUUCGCAGACAAUAAAUGGUCUGUGACGGGCAAAGCAGAGCCCGCUAUGCCGGGCCGCCUUUACGUGCACCCAGACUCGCCGGCCACUGGGGCACACUGGAUGCGGCAGUUGGUCUCCUUCCAGAAACUCAAGCUCACCAACAACCACCUGGACCCAUUCGGGCACAUUAUUCUAAAUUCCAUGCACAAAUACCAGCCCAGAUUACACAUCGUGAAAGCAGAUGAAAAUAAUGGAUUUGGCUCAAAAAAUACUGCGUUCUGCACCCACGUCUUUCCUGAGACUGCCUUUAUUGCGGUGACUUCCUACCAGAACCACAAGAUCACCCAAUUAAAGAUUGAGAAUAAUCCCUUCGCCAAAGGAUUCCGGGGCAGUGACGACAUGGACCUACACAGAAUGUCAAGAAUGCAAAGUAAAGAAUAUCCCGUGGUUCCCAGGAGCACAGUAAGACAGAAAGUAGCCUCCAACCACAGUCCUUUCAGCAGUGAGCCUCGAGCUCUGUCCUCCUCGUCCAACUUGGGGUCCCAGUACCAGUGCGAGAAUGGUGUAUCCGGCCCCUCCCAGGAUCUCCUGCCCCCGCCCAACCCAUACCCACUGCCCCAGGAGCACAGCCAGAUUUAUCACUGCACCAAGAGGAAAGCAGAUGAAGAAUGUUCUACCACGGACCACCCGUACAAGAAGCCCUACAUGGAGACGUCGCCCAGCCCCGAGGACCCUUUCUACCGCUCCGGCUACCCCCAGCAGCAGGCCCUGAGUGCCUCCUACAGGACAGAGUCGGCCCAGCGGCACGCCUGCAUGUAUGCCAGUUCCGUGCCCCCCAGCGAGCCGGUGCCCAGCCUGGAGGACAUCAGCUGCAACACGUGGUCCGGCAUGCCUUCCUACAGCAGCUGCACGGUCACCACGGUGCAGCCCAUGGACCGGCUACCCUACCAGCCCUUCUCCGCUCACUUCACCUCGGGGCCCCUGGUCCCCCGGCUGGCUGGCGUGGCCAACCACGGCUCCCCGCAGCUCGGAGAGGGAAUGUUCCAGCACCAGCCCUCCGCGGCCCACCAGACCGCGGUCAGGCAGUGCGGGCCUCAGACUGGCCUCCAGUCCCCCGGCGGCCUUCAGCCGUCCGAGUUCCUGUAUCCUCACGGCGUGCCGAGGACCCUGUCCCCACAUCAGUACCACCCUGUGCACGGGGUCGGCAUGGUGCCAGAGUGGAGCGAGAACAGCUAAAGGGAGGGCUGCUUCGUCACGGACGUUGGCCGGGGAGAGAGAGAGAGAGAGAGAGAGCGAGAGCGGGAGACAGACGGAAGCAGAGAGGACCCCUGCGGGAGGCGUUUCUCCUCCGCAGUGUUCACGUCUGCCCUCGAGAGCCCUGGACGCUGAUCUAAUCAGUAGCUCGAAACCACAAUUCAGAAAAGGUGACUUUGUCGUUUCAACACUUAAAAAAAAAAAAAAAGACAAAAAAAACCCCCCAAAAAACAAAAAAAACCAAGAUGCGCCCCACCUGCCACGACCACUCCACGCGUUGGCCAGCCAUGUUCACGCCACCUCCGGGAGUCCUCCAUGAUUCCUUCUUUUGGCCUCCAAAAGGCCUUUGCCUUAUCGAGGGUUUUAGCCUAAAGGUGUGGCUGGAGUCUUUCCUGUCUCAGUGUUAAUGUUGACGUUGUUAUAUAAUAAAUAAUAAUAUAUUUUUUCUUUCAAUUUUCUUAAUGGGACCCAGUCCCUUAUGGGGGGGGGGGGAGGGGGGUAAGUCUGAGGCAAGUGUGUUUCCUUUAUGUACUUGUGGGGGUUCCCCUCACGUACACCACGGCCGGAACCGGAGAUUCGCCACCCUGCCCUUGACUAAGAAAUUACCUACCUCUGCUACGUGAUGUUCUCGAGAAAGUUCCCUACGUCCUGGCCUUUGUCCGACUUUUCCCACCUUGCCGGGCCUCGCGGAGCCCCGCUUGGCCCUUCUUCUUUACCAGCGGGGUCAGCAUAGCGUCGCACUCCGUCUGGCCUCCUAUCUUACUCAGCCCUCCCGUCGUCCCAGCUCUGUCUUUCCAGCCGUCUGUCGCUAAGACGUGGCCUAUAGCUUCCCGACCGGAAAGCUUGCUUUGAAAAACUUAAAAAGCCUUGGGUUACACGCGGGCAGAACUGUGAUAAGCCAGGAGCAAGCUCUGUGCCGACAAGCGCUGCAAAAAGGCCAAAGCAAAUAUUCGUCCUGAUAAAACACAAAGCCAGCCCCAAGCUUCCAAAUGUCCGUCACCGUCGACCCGGCCCGGACGCCACGCGAGGCCCGCCGUUCCUAGAGAAAGGGCGAGACGUGCUCGCCGAUUGGUUUUCUCCAAAGCGAUCAUACCAACGCCAGAUGCCGACACCAAACUGUGGUUAUUGAAAGCAGAAAACAGUAUUAAAAAAAAAAAUAAGCGUGUAAGUAAAAUGUUAUUGCAGGGUUCUUCAGAUGUAAUAUUUUACUGGUACUAUUUAUUUAUAAAUAGGAAUUCUAAUUAAGUAAUAACAUGAAAUGAAAUCCAGCAUGGGAGCUGGCCAAGAGCUUUUAAUUUUAUGAAUACUCAAAACCAAGUUUGCGUUUUUUUUUUCUUUCGAAUGUGCUUUGCUUUCUUGAUUAAAAAAAAAAAAAGUUGUUUUUUUUUUUUAAACUGACCCUAAUAAAGAGAACAGGGUAAUAUGUGAGGCUAAGUAUGUCCAAGUAUGAGCGAGUGUGUAUGUUUGUACGUGAGUGUCUUCAUGCGAUUACGUCUUUUCAUGUUGCUACGGGGGUGGGGUGAGAAUUAAGUAACCAUUUCGUGUAUUUGUGCGCCAAUUAAUGCCUAAUAAAUACCAUGUGCUUAAAAAAGUAUAA
This is a messenger RNA of Neofelis nebulosa (Clouded leopard), 4212 nucleotides long. RefSeq names its product T-box transcription factor 5 (gene TBX5). Gene Ontology annotation, cellular component: nucleus. NCBI's taxonomy places the organism in Eukaryota, Metazoa, Chordata, Mammalia, Carnivora, Felidae. Gene Ontology annotation, biological process: cardiac left ventricle formation; pattern specification process; cell fate specification. Gene Ontology annotation, molecular function: DNA-binding transcription factor activity, RNA polymerase II-specific; RNA polymerase II cis-regulatory region sequence-specific DNA binding. The record is from RefSeq and is a predicted model, not a curated record. Bases 1038 to 2597 code for a protein of 519 amino acids. The transcript has 9 exons.